AUGUCCGGCGCAAACAGCCCCGAAAUACUAGCGGCGUACGACGCAGUUCGUAGUGACAAGGACGAGACAAACUGGUUGAUAAUAUCAUAUGCUUCGGCUGUGGGCGACAAGCUUACACUUUCCGCAACAGGGACAGGAGGGUUGAGUGAGUUGACGGAGAAGCUUGACCCUUCACAAGCUCAGUACGCCUACGCCCGCAUUGAAUACGCAAACGACACCGAGUCUACCCGCGUAAAGUUCAUACUCAUAAUCUGGAUCGGAGAAGGCACGAAGAUAAUGCGAAAAGCCCGCGUAUCUAUUGAGAGCGGUGAGGUCAAAAGAGUAUUGGGUCACCACUCAAUCCAGGUAGAUGCCCGAGAUAAAAGCGACUUGGAUGAAAAGGAAAUCGUAAUCAGAUUACGGAAGGCUGGAGGUGCUGACUACAACGGGGGGAGAGGGUAG
Glarea lozoyensis ATCC 20868 is the source of this 441-nucleotide messenger RNA. Its product is annotated as Actin depolymerizing protein. Lineage: Eukaryota; Fungi; Ascomycota; Leotiomycetes; Helotiales; Helotiaceae. Gene Ontology annotation, biological process: regulation of actin filament polymerization. The record is from RefSeq and is a predicted model, not a curated record. Gene Ontology annotation, cellular component: site of polarized growth; cortical actin cytoskeleton; actin filament. Gene Ontology annotation, molecular function: actin filament binding. The transcript is spliced from 2 exons. The coding region runs from base 1 to 441 and encodes 146 amino acids.